AUGGUGUUGAGGUUUAAUGUAGGAGGGAAAGUAGUGGAGAAAGUAGAUUUGAUAAGGAAGAAGAAAUGGCCAUGGCGUUUAGAUGUUUUGCCAUUUGCGAUUUUCUAUGCGGUUUGGAUCGUUACGAUUGUGCCGAGCAUUGACAUUGUUGAUGCUUUUAUAGUUCUUGGUGGACUCGUUUCGAUUCAUGUUCUUGUUUUGCUUUUCACUGCUUGGUCUGUCGAUUUCAAGUGUUUUGUUCAGUACAGUAAGGUUAAUGAUAUUCGAGAUGCGGAUUCAUGCAAAGUUACGCCGGCGAAGUUUUCUGGUUCGAAAGAAGUUGUGCCUUUGCAUAUUCGUAAACAAUCGGCAGGGUCCUCAUCUCCAGGGGAUGCAGAAGAGAUUUACUUUGAUUUCAGGAAGCAGCAGUUCAUCUAUUCAAAGGAGAAUGAGACGUUUUGCAAGCUUCCUUACCCUACCAAGGAAACAUUUGGCUACUAUCUUAAAAGCACUGGCCAUGGCUCUGAGACCAAAGUAGCUGCUGCUGCUGAGAAAUGGGGACGGAAUGUAUUUGAAUAUCCGCAACCCACAUUCCAAAAAUUAUUGAAAGAGCAGUGCAUGGAGCCUUUUUUUGUAUUUCAGGUAUUCUGUGUGGGGCUUUGGUGCUUGGAUGAAUAUUGGUAUUACAGCUUGUUCACCCUCUUUAUGCUGUUUAUGUUCGAGUCAACUAUGGCAAAGAGUAGGUUGAGGACUCUAAGUGAGCUAAGACGUGUUAGAGUUGAUACCCAGACCAUAAUGGUGCAUCGCUGUGGGAAGUGGGUGAAGCUCGCUGGGACUGAUCUUUUACCUGGGGAUGUUGUCUCCAUUGGGCGCUCAUCUGGUCAGAAUGGAGAAGAUAAGACUGUACCCGCAGACAUGCUUCUAUUAGCUGGAAGUUCCAUUGUGAAUGAAGCCAUUCUCACGGGCGAGUCUACUCCCCAAUGGAAGACUUCAAUCAUGGGUAGGGGAAUGGAGGAGAAGUUAUCAGCCAAACGCGAUAAGAACCAUGUUUUAUUUGGCGGGACUAAAAUAUUGCAGCAUACUCCAGAUAAGGUUACUGCCAACAGUUGGGAAAGUGGAUUGUUCAUCCUAUUUUUAGUUGUGUUUGCAAUAAUUGCUGCUGGUUAUGUACUUAAAAAGGGAUUAGAGGAUCCCACAAGGAGCAAGUACAAGCUUUUCCUAAGUUGUUCACUUAUCAUAACAUCUGUGAUUCCACCUGAGCUGCCAAUGGAAUUAUCGAUAGCAGUUAAUACAUCUCUUAUUGCAUUGGCACGGCGUGGAAUAUUUUGUACCGAACCUUUUCGCAUCCCAUUUGCAGGAAAGGUUGAUAUAUGCUGUUUCGAUAAAACUGGAACACUUACAUCGGAUGACAUGGAGUUCUGUGGAGUUGUUGGGUUGGCAGAGAGUACAGAUUUAGAAUCUGAUAUGACUAAAGUGCCUGUUCGAACAGCAGAAAUUUUGGCCUCUUGUCAUGCCUUGGUGUUUGUGGACAACAAGCUGGUUGGGGAUCCGCUUGAGAAGGCUGCACUUAAGGGAAUAGACUGGAGUUACAAAUCUGAUGAAAAGGCCAUGCCCAAAAAAGGAGGUGGCAAUGCUGUGCAGAUAGUUCAGAGACAUCACUUUGCAUCCCAUUUGAAACGAAUGGCAGUCGUUGUUCGCGUACAGGAGGAAUUCUUGGCUUUUGUGAAGGUCAGAUUGGGUGCACCUGAAACUAUCCAGGAUAGACUCAUUGAUUUGCCACUGUCAUAUGUUGAUACGUAUAAAAAAUACACACGUCAAGGGUCUCGAGUUCUGGCCCUUGCUUUCAAGCACCUUCCAGACAUGACAGUUAGUGAAGCUAGAAGCUUGGAUAGAGAUGUAGUGGAGACUGGUCUUACAUUUGCUGGCUUUGCAGUAUUCAACUGCCCCAUAAGAGCAGAUUCAGCUACUGUAUUGUCUGAAUUGAAGAAUUCAUCUCAUGACUUGGUGAUGAUCACUGGUGACCAAGCUUUGACAGCAUGCCAUGUUGCUAGCCAGGUGCAUAUCAUAUCAAAACCAGCAUUAAUUCUUGGUCCAUCAAGGAAUGGAGAAGGGUAUGAGUGGAUAUCACCAGAUGAAAUGGAGAAAAUCAAAUAUAGCUUCAAAGAGGCUGAAGAAUUGUCAGAGACUCAUGAUCUCUGUAUUGGAGGUGACUGCAUUGAAAUGUUGCAACAGAGUUCUGCUGUUCUACGAGUCAUUCCUUAUGUCAAGGUUUUUGCAAGAGUUGCACCUGAGCAAAAGGAACUCAUCUUGACCACCUUCAAAACGGUAGGGAGGGUCACGCUGAUGUGUGGGGAUGGAACCAAUGAUGUUGGAGCUCUGAAGCAGGCCCAUGUAGGAGUUGCACUGUUGAAUGCAGUGCCUCCAACCAAAAGUGGAAAUUCAUCAGAAACUCCUAAAGAUGGAAAUCUCAAGCCUUCAAAGUCAAAAAAAUCAAAACCCGAAGUAAGUAAUCUGAAUGGAGAAAGUUCUUCUAGAGGCAAAGCUGUCACAAAAUCAGAUUCCGCCAGUCAAUCAGCUGGAAACCGCCACCUGACAGCAGCAGAAAUGCAACGACAGAAGUUGAAGAAGAUUAUGGAAGAGAUGAAUGAGGAGGGUGAUGGUCGUUCAGCCCCCAUUGUCAAGCUUGGAGAUGCCUCAAUGGCUUCUCCCUUCACAGCAAAGCAUGCAUCGGUUGCCCCCACCACAGACAUAAUUCGUCAGGGUCGCAGUACACUUGUGACUACCCUCCAGAUGUUUAAAAUACUUGGUCUUAACUGCCUUGCAACAGCAUAUGUGUUGAGUGUUAUGUAUCUGGAUGGCGUCAAGCUUGGUGAUGUGCAGGCCACAAUCAGUGGUGUCUUCACUGCUGCAUUUUUCCUAUUCAUCUCCCAAGCACGCCCCCUUCCCACUCUUUCGGCUGAACGGCCCCACCCUCAUGUUUUCUGCUCGUAUGUCUUCCUUUCUCUCAUGGGACAAUUUGCAAUCCACCUGUUUUUCUUAAUGUCUUCUGUUAAAAGUGCUGAGAAAUAUAUGCCCGAUGAAUGCAUCGAGCCUGACUCUGAAUUUCAUCCAAAUCUGGUGAACACCGUUUCAUACAUGGUGAGCAUGAUGCUCCAGCUAGCCACUUUUGCCGUGAACUAUAUUGGUCAUCCUUUCAACCAGAGCAUAACAGAAAGCAAACCAUUCUUGUAUGCCCUCUUGGCUGCUGCGGGUUUCUUCACGGUGAUCACUUCUGAUCUAUUCAGGGACUUGAAUGACUGGUUGAAAUUGGUGGCCUUGCCUCCAGAAUUGAGGAACAAGCUUUUGCUUUGGGCUGUUCUCAUGUUUGUGAGCUGCUACACAUGGGAGAAAUUAUUGAGAUGGGCUUUCCCCGGUAAGAUUCCAGCUUGGAAGAAACGACAACGGUUGGCUGCAGCCAAUUUAGAGAAGAAGAAACAGUUUGAAGGGACGCUUUUUACCAUCAAACGCUUGCUUUUGGACUAUGGGAUCAUGUGCUUUUUGAUGUCGCAGUCAUACAAAGGUGCUUCAGAAUUGCAAGAAAGUUGUGGUGAGGGAGAUGAAAGUACAAAGAGAGGGGCGUGUUUGUUGGAGAUAAAACGCACUGGGAUGGUACAGUGGGGAGUCAGCAGGCAGGUUGAGUUCAUUGACAGUCCUGGGGAAAAUAACCCUCAGCUUCCAUCUGCCAUUAUCAAGCAUGGACAGAAGAACCCUGAACUUCCAUCUGCCAUUGCUAAGCAUGUGAAGAAGAAUCCUCAAUUUCUAUCUGUCAUUGUCAAAGAAGAAAUAAAGAAUGAUGAAGCUGGGGAUGAUUCUCUUGUGUUGCCAGAAGCUAAGAAAAGGAAGCGUCAUGCCCUCAGCGUACACAGAGAAGCAGGAGCUGUGAGAAGUGCUAAGGCAAAGAAAACUAGUCUUGUUUAUAAGCGUAAGCAAAACAAGCUUGAAAAUUCCAUAUCUGUGAAAAAGGAGAAUGUCAAGGAUAGAUGGUCAGUAGACAGGUAA
Messenger RNA from Dovyalis caffra, 4017 nucleotides. The record is from the annotation of a GenBank genome assembly. Lineage: Eukaryota; Viridiplantae; Streptophyta; Magnoliopsida; Malpighiales; Salicaceae.